Molecule: messenger RNA, 912 nt
Organism: Parathielavia appendiculata
Lineage: Eukaryota; Fungi; Ascomycota; Sordariomycetes; Sordariales; Chaetomiaceae
Exons: 1
Coding region: 1-912 (303 amino acids)
Biological process (GO): endosomal transport
Cellular component (GO): BLOC-1 complex
Source: RefSeq, a predicted model, not a curated record
AUGUCGUCUUUAGCAGCCCCAGUCCGACUCACGGCAGCCUCUAUCAGCCCUGCACAACCCUUGGCGCCCUCCGUCACCAACACAACAGCCACAGCAUCUGCUCCAGCAAGCAGCUCCCACUCUAGCCAGACCAGCAGUUCGUCAAGAUCGGCCACCCUCUUCUCGUCCCUCCUCUCCGCCACCUGGGCCAAACCACACCCAAAGCCAUCCAGCACCCCCUCCGUCGCCUCCUCAUCAGUCUCUGUCUCGGUGACCACCUCGCCACCUCCGCAUCACCGCGCAGCCUCAGCUAUAUCCACCACCACCACCAGCGUCAACAGCCCUACCAGUCUCCGCCCCCGCAGCACCACCACCCAGGCCAGCAUUACCCCCUCAAGCAACACCCUCCCUAGCUCCUCUCAUCUGCAUCAAUCCCAUCCCUUAGCACCAGCACCAGCAUCAGCAUCGGCCCCCGCACCAGCGCAAGCAACCCCCGUCCCAGCGUUAUCAACCCAGCGCGAGAUAGACCAAGCCCGCUCCGCCGUGCUAGCAUCGAUAGGUAACCUCCUGGACAGGGAACUCACGACCCGCGCCGCCCAGCUGCACGCCAACAACGCGGCGAUCGAGAGGCAGGAGCGGGACGUGGCGCGCGCGACGGAUGCGCUGAGAAAGGAGAACGACAAACUCGGAAAACUAGCAGAGGUGCACUCGAGAAAGGUGAAGGAGAUCGGUAAUGUGCAGAACUGGGCGGAGAUGUUGGAGCGGGAGUUUGUCAUUUUGGAGGAGACGUUGAGGUUGGUUGAGCAGGGGGAUUCUGAUGGGAGUGAGGACGAAGGGAGUUGGAGUGGGAGUGGGAGUGAUGAGGGUGAGGACGAAGAUGUGCUGGAUGGCGGAGAGGAGGGGAUUGUGGUUGUAGAAGGGAGGGUUGAGUAA